This is a messenger RNA of Clupea harengus (Atlantic herring), 989 nucleotides long. Its product is annotated as F-box DNA helicase 1-like. Gene Ontology annotation, cellular component: nucleus. The record is from RefSeq and is a predicted model, not a curated record. The transcript has 8 exons. NCBI's taxonomy places the organism in Eukaryota, Metazoa, Chordata, Actinopteri, Clupeiformes, Clupeidae. Gene Ontology annotation, biological process: replication fork processing; double-strand break repair via homologous recombination. Gene Ontology annotation, molecular function: 3'-5' DNA helicase activity; hydrolase activity; ATP binding. The coding region runs from base 258 to 989 and encodes 243 amino acids.
UUUUUUUUGGAGGGGGGGGGGGUCAUUAAUAAUGAUGAUAAUCUCCGCUCUAAAUUUCGAUUCUCUGAAACCGAAACUACAGCCCCAGUGAUGUCAGUAACCGUAUCACGUCUGACAAAGACGAUACUACUGUGUCGAUCUUUGAUUUUUGAGGUUAUGCGGUAGCGGCGGGCUUACGGACCAGAAUUUAGAAAAAAACUUCAACCGACUACGUAGGCUACCGAAUCGUUGACUUGGCUUUGGAAAGAUAAGAAGGAAUGUCCGAAAAUCGCAAGAGAUCACGAGGAAAUCGAAGCCCUAGUCCUCCGGACACAACUCGGAAAAAGAAGAGACGUAGAGCCUCAGUUGGAACAGCCCAAGGAAUGCCCGCAUAUCCACCUCCACCUCAAAGUCCUCCAACUCGGUAUGGAGGUAUCGAUGCCCAAUCUGAUGAUGGGUUUUGUCAAUGGAAGAAGCGCUACCUCCGCUACCAUCGGCAGGGGGAAGCAGGGAAGCAAGAAGUUAUCUCCAUUCUUCAGGAAAACCACAUGACAUCAGACGACUACAACAACCUCUGUUUACUACACAUGGCAAAGUACAUGUCUCAGACCUUCCGGACAGACAGAGACAGAGAGGAGAGGAUUUUAGCGUCCAUUAGGGGUCAUCACCUCUAUGAGCAGGCCAGAGCCUGCAUGCCAGAGGGCAUGAAGCAGACGGGUGAAGAUCCGUGGUCAGCUCUGGCCCUGAUGUUGGUUCUGGCUGAUGGAGAUGAAGACGUGAGGCAGCUGGUGGUCUGUCUACGGACCCCUCUGACCCCUGAGCAGCUCUCAGAGUUCCUGUGGUGCACUGCCACACUGCUGCGCGCCAUGGCAGACACAGAUGUCAAAAUCAGCAACCGGUUGCACUAUAAUAUUUUCUUUGUGUUGCACCUUAUGGAGAACGUCCUUCAGGAAGUAGAUCAAAGGACAUCAGAGGAACCCCUAAUGCUGAAUGGUGUGAGUGUCACAUGA